Messenger RNA from Anopheles cruzii, 1504 nucleotides. It is a transcript of the gene Mtch, whose product is annotated as mitochondrial carrier homolog 2. The coding region runs from base 100 to 1101 and encodes 333 amino acids. NCBI's taxonomy places the organism in Eukaryota, Metazoa, Arthropoda, Insecta, Diptera, Culicidae. The record is from RefSeq and is a predicted model, not a curated record. The transcript is spliced from 5 exons.
UUCGAAAGAAAAACGCCGCAUCGGAACCAUUGUUUUUGGACCCCAGCAUUUGGUAUCAAAAUCCUUGUGUGUUGAAUUCAAAGGCUUUCCGAACGCAAGAUGCAUCCACUGAACAACGACUGGCAAGAACCACAAAGUGACCAGUAUGCGGAAAAGUUCGAGGUGCAGUUUAUGUUGCGAACUGCCUGCACUACGGCACUGUAUCCUCUGGAAUACGCCAAAACCCUCAUCCAGAUCGGCUACGAACCGAUAGCUCCCCGACCGGGCUAUACGCUGUUUGGCCAAAAGCGCUUGAUGCUACCGAACAUUUUCCAAUACGCUUGCCACAUUAAAAGCGUCGACGGAUUUGUAGGAUGUUUCCGCGGGCUAAGCUCCCGGCUGGUAGGGAACGUACUGAGCGCGUACUACGGUGAACUGCUAGCCGACCGGCUUGGUUUCUACGACGUUCCCAAGCGCCCACAGAAAUCUCCCCCGGCGUAUUUCGACAGAACUUACGAAGAUUGGACGAACGACGUUGUAGACAAUGACGACGAACACCUGGAUGCGGAUUUCGUAGUGAAACUGAAGCGCAAUGUUGUAGUGCACUUUGCCGGUGUCGUAAUCUCGCACCCGUUUCACGUCAUUUCCGUCCGAAUGAUGGCACAGUUCGUUGGAAAGGAACGAUACUACAACGGAUUGUUUGCGUCGAUUAAAGAAAUCUGGAAUACCGAGGGUUUUAGUGGAUUUUUUUCCGGUAUCAUCCCACGAUUGGUAUGUGAUAUCGGAUGUCUGGUAAUCAGCAGCACCAUCACGUACUUGGCCAGCAAAGCCAUCGUAAAGGGCGAAGCGGGACGUGGAUUCCUCAGUGCGAUCGCUAGCUUCACUGUCAGCAGCAAACUUUAUCCGUACCACGUCGUCUCAACCUGCAUGAUAGUAAACGGGUCCAGAUUGAAGGCUGGCAAUCUGCCGUUGAUGGAUAACUACGUCGAUUGGAGGGAUUGUUAUGGUAAAUUGCGUGCGAGCCAAGAACAUAAACGUGGCUCAUCACUAUUUUUCCGUACCGUCCCGAGAGUGUUCAACAAAAGCAACAACUUGUACGCACCUUACCCGGAAAUGAAGUAAAUCCUAAACGGCAGAAAUGUGGCUCUCCACGUGGCACCAGUAUGCGUAUCGCGAAAACAUAGCUUUUAGCCAAUGAUUGCGUUCUACAUGUUUGGUCUAAGCGUUUAGGAUUGUUAUUUGUUAAAAGGAACCCCUUUCUCGGUACAGUAUCAUCUUCGUCGCUUCGCUUUACCAACCUUUUUUUUACUGUACGUACCUUUCGAGAACGUUUGAAAAGUAAAUUGCAUUUACCACGUACACCCAGCUGAAGAACGGAGCAAUUGAGAUGGAUUAUACAACAGCAAAAGUGUGACACAUGACGGGAAAAAGUGAAAUACCACUAAUCUGGACCUCGGAAUACCUCCAACCGUAGUGAAGGCUCGUUAACGUCAGUGAGGCUUUCGAAUGGCCAACCAACAAUAUA